AUGUAUGAAACUGGAGAUGAUCAUUUACAUCAAGAACCAAAAUCUACUGACAUAAACGAACAAUCAAAAGAAACUGAAUAUGAAGAUGAAAUUGAUGAUGAUAAUGAUGAUGAUGUUAAUAAAUUUCGAUUCUCUGUUACAACUAAAAUAUCAUUAUUCAACGCAACUAUUUCAAAUAAAAUUCAUGCUGAUGCUACCUACAAAUUAAUCUGGCAAGAAUUUCCUUGUUUUAUUAUUGGAACAACUGAUAUGAUCAAACAAUUUCACCCAUAUGGAUUCGCUGUAUGUUCCAAUGAAAAAGAAAAAGAUUUUGAAUUUAUAUUUAAUUGUAUUCGUGAUGGCCUACAUUAUUUAAACUUGCAAAUGAAUGAACAAAAGUUAGCACUAAUUGCAGAUGUAGCUGAAGCUAUUAGUAAUGAAUUUUUAAAAGUAUUUGAAAAACAUCAUAGUAUUGUUAUGUGCUGGGCUCAUAUACGGAAACGCGUAGAAAAAAAGUUAUAUUUAGCAGAAGAUAAAAAUUUACAUACUGAAAUUAUGGAUGAUAUUGAUACAUUACAACUGUCGAAAAAUAAAAAAACAUUUGAAAUUGCUAUGCAAGACUAUUCUUAA
Molecule: messenger RNA, 609 nt
Organism: Rotaria sp. Silwood1
Lineage: Eukaryota; Metazoa; Rotifera; Eurotatoria; Philodinida; Philodinidae
Source: the annotation of a GenBank genome assembly